AUGAACCAUAUGGAGAGCCUUUAUGCCAAACUCUAUGAUAAGUACACUAAACUCAAGAGGGAAAAAGAGUCGGAAAUGGAGAAGCUCAAUCGUGAACAAGAAGUGAAGUUUCUGAAAUAUGUGUCUGCUGCAGAUGAAAUGAUAGAAUAUUUAAGAGGUGAAAAUGACACGUUGCGUGCACAAGUCAAUGAUUUGAGAAGUGAAGUGGCCUCAGUAAGAUCUACAAAGGAUGAACAACAUGCUGAGUAUCAAAAGCUUUUGAUACAAGAGAACCAGAGGAAUAAAGAGCUUUCGGAAGAAAUUGAAAGACUCCGUAACCUACAACGAGAAGGACUAUGUUGCAGUGCAAGGGUUGCCAAUACUGAAAGUAGACAAUUGAAUACACCCGGGGGUGUUCAAGUUGGAUCAGAUGCAUCCAGUGGCUUAGACAUAGCAACAAGAAAACGUACCAGAAGUUCUAGGACCGAGACAGAAAUGAAGAAACGUAGCAGACAUUCUAUGAUUGAGACUGAUGUUACAGUUACUCCUAGUACUAUUGAUGAACCUGACAACAUGCCAGUAACAGAUCCAUUAGACAAAUUACGCAAGCAAAACAUGUCCAGUAGUGCUCUUUUGAAUAUAAAUCUGGUACAUAUGCCUGAAUGCUGUAGGAGAACAAUUGACGAUUCCGGUGAUGAUGCACAAUUCACUGGUCCUACCAAGUGCAUGUUUCAAGAUCUUGUUGAGUGCUUAAUUGGAAUGAAAUUAUCCACUGUCAGUCAAGAAGAUGAAAUCUGUAUAUCGGCCCUUCAUCAAUCCAGUGGUUAUUCUUUCAGUUUAACAUGGAUAAAAAACUCAUUCGGAGAAACAGAGUUGCUAUACCGUGUGUCAUCUCUGGGGACAUUUGAGAGAGUGGCACCCGAGUGGAUGAGGGAAGUCCUGAUGUUCAGCACCAGCAUGUGCCCUAUUUUCUUUGAGAGGGUAUCCCGUGUUGUAAAAUUUUCUCAUUGACAUUUUAUUGUGUUUUUAUUCUCUGCUAACAGAACUUAAAUUUCAGACUACUGAGCAUGUAUGCUCAUAUGCUCUUUUCUUUAAGCUGCAAUAUUCCCAGAUGUUAAACUGCAAUCUGUAUAUCUGAGUACUAUGACAUGGAAUAAUUUUCCAAGUUUAAUUUGGGGUGUCCAAAG
Molecule: messenger RNA, 1166 nt
Organism: Ilex paraguariensis (yerba mate)
Lineage: Eukaryota; Viridiplantae; Streptophyta; Magnoliopsida; Aquifoliales; Aquifoliaceae
Source: the annotation of a GenBank genome assembly